UCUCUCCAUCAGCUCACAAGCCGGGUACACUGAGAACCAUGUGGAAGGAAGUACUGCUAGUUGGCUUUGCGAGUGUUGUCCUGCAGGCUCCGCAGGCACAGAGCGCAGCAGAGAGCGUACCCUUCCACGGCUACCUUCCAGGCGAGAAUGUCAGGGCGAAGGCACCCGAAGGAGACGGAGGCCCCAAUGACAUCUACGCCCAUCUACCUGUGCGGCGUCCAGAGCUGGACGACGACCAGGUAGUCAUCUACCCGCACAGUCUGGUCUUCGAGUACGGCCAAGACCCAGAGCAUCACAUCUACGAAGUGCACUCGGCCAAGGAACUGGCCAAUCUCGCACACUCCAAGCACGACAAGCAUGGCAAGCACGCACACGACCACCACCAUCACGAUAAGGGCACCAAGGAAGCAGCAGACAAAGGCACACCCAAGAACCUCAAGCCCGCUCCUCCUGUCAGCAACUCUGUUCCUCCUCCUCCUCCUCCUCCUGCACCUGCUCACCCCCACCCCCACCCACCUCACCAUCCCCGUUCCUAUGGCCCUCCCCCUCCCCCUCCCCAUGGAUCCUACCCUCCUCCUCCCGGCGCCUAUCCUCCUCCUCGUCCCUAUCCCUACCAAGCUCAUCACGGUUAGAUAGGUGACCCUCACCCCGCUUCUGUAUAUAACGCUGUCAUUCUUCCUCCUCUAGGCUUAGGUUCCGAUGCCCAUUUCAUCUCGCCAGCUUCCCCUUUCACACCCCCGUCCUUAUAACAUUCGUGUCCGAUUAACUGUAAAUAUCCUGUAGAGAAAACUAAUCCAGUUUAUGGGAGUUUAAAGCCACGCAGUUCUCCAAGGAAAUUAUUUUCACUGCUCAAUCCUAAAGUGUGGUUCCCCAUGAACAAAAUCCUGAACUCCCCAUCCUAUCGUUCCGUCAUGUCCCUACGUCGUCGUCGGCAGGUGUCAUCCUGCCUUUCCUUCCCCAGUGCUUGAAUGCGACGCACUAACCAUGCCCUUUGCCAGAAACAGCAUCCUUGCCGUAUCCUCGUCUGCCCCCGUCGCCCUGUCACAUCGUUACCCCGUCAUUACUGUCCCAAGUCCUGUACCCCAGAGUCCUGCCGCUCUCCACGUCUAACGGAUGAUGACUAACAAUUAUGCUAGUUGAGCUCCUUCGCCAGGCUACAGACCCUACCCCUGUCUUAUCACAUGCAUCCCUGAUCCCUUCAUUUACUAACGGUCUCAUGUCCAUUCGUCUCCAGUCUCCUUUUUGACAAGGAAACUCGCAGACAUUCUUGGUUCUCCCGGAUCUCCCAAGUCCUGGGCAGGGUCAAAGACUUUACCCUCCAGCCUAACCCGUCAUAGCCUUCACCUAGUCUUCCUGUCAGUUUUUCACAGCUUAAGUGAAGCUGGAGGAAGCUUUAUCCCAAUCCCUAUUCCCCGCCCUGCUCCCAGCUAAGGUAUUAUCAGUACUAAUAUCAUUACUAUGAGAAUUUCUCUUAUUAAGGGAAUAUCUCACGAUGACUGCGUCCUAAAUAGAGAUUUUACACGUUUCAUGUUUAGGUCAAUCAUGCUACAAGUCCUUCGUCCUUAUCCUUCACAUCCCCUGCCCUGCAUCCUCGGCUAGACUCCUUAACCAACCCAUCCCAUCCUGAAGAAGGUCCUCACCGUAUCCUCUCACCCCACCCUGAAGAAGGUCCUCACCGUAUCCUCUCACCCCAUCCUGAAGAAGGUCCUCACCAUAUCCUCCCAUCCCACCCUGAAGAAGGUCCUCACCGUAUCCUCUCAUCCCAUCCUAGGAUUGUAACUCCCCAAACCUUUGAUCCUCACGCCUCCCAGAAGAUAUCCAAACGUCCCAAUCCUUUUCCAAAUACCCUUGGCCUACAACCUUUUCUGGAACUGAGAAUGUCCAAGGCCUUCAUUCUCACAUCCCUGAAAGGCAUCCUGUCAUCUCAUCCUUAUCCUCCCAAAAUUCAAGCCUCGAAUCCUCUCCCGAGAUCCCAGUAUCCUGCAUCCUACGACCUCAGUUCCCACGCCCCUUUGGGGGUUCCCGCCUAUAUCCUAACUCAUCCUUACCCUGUGAUUCCAUAACUAACAGAAGGCAAUGCCAUCAGUUCACAACGCCCUCCCCAAGUUCCAGCAAGGACGCUUAACAUUUCCUGCAAUCCUGCCCAGUUAUCCAGUCCCUUUAUCCUACAAUCAACCUGACCCGAUCCUGCAAAGUUGUCCAUCCUCAUCACCAAGUCCUAAUAUCCUCUGUCCUCCAAGAAGAAACCUCCAGAUCCUCAACUACAGCAAGUUAUCCUCCGACCCAAGUCCUGUCAACCCGAUUCCUGCAGUCCUUCAGUCCUCUUCUUACCGCGAAGAAGGAAGUCUUCCUCAUUCGCCCAGGUCCUCUUCGACCUCAUCCUCAUCCCGGACUUUGUCCUCAUCCCCAGCCUCGUCCUCACCCCGUCUCCGUCUUGAUGAUCACCCUCGUCCUCCUCAGACCUCUUCCUCAUCCCUAACCCUGUCCUCCUCGACCUCGUCCUCCACGACCUCAUCCCUGAUCCCGUCCUCCUCCACCUCGUCCUCAACCCGAUCUCCGUCCUGAUCCUCACCCUCGUCCUCGAUAGACCUCUUCCUCAUCCUUAACCCUGCCCCCCUCAACCUCAUCCUCAACCCGGUCUUCGUCCUAAUCCUCACCCUCGUCCUCGAUCACCUACAUCUGCAACCUGAAGACGGACAUCCCUGCAGCCGGCAGGACUCCACGUUACUAAUGGGCAUUUCCUUUCAACAUGUGAUAUUGUGAUAUGUAUUUAUACGCACAUAUAUAUAACUUAUGAAAUCAAAUGCAUGGUGCUAAAAUAUCAAAAAUGGUAAAAAAAAUAUAAACGUGUGACUGAUGCCAUGAGUAGUCGGUAUGAGUGAAUGCAUAUGCAUUGUAUUUUUUUAUUUAAAUCUUUAUUAAAGAUACGUGACGAAAUA
This is a messenger RNA of Penaeus monodon (black tiger shrimp), 2939 nucleotides long. RefSeq lists its product as uncharacterized. The record is from RefSeq and is a predicted model, not a curated record. NCBI's taxonomy places the organism in Eukaryota, Metazoa, Arthropoda, Malacostraca, Decapoda, Penaeidae. The transcript is spliced from 3 exons. Bases 39 to 632 code for a protein of 197 amino acids.